Opisthorchis viverrini is the source of this 7846-nucleotide messenger RNA. RefSeq lists its product as hypothetical. Gene Ontology annotation, biological process: U2 snRNA 3'-end processing. Gene Ontology annotation, cellular component: integrator complex. The coding region runs from base 1 to 7716 and encodes 2571 amino acids. The transcript is spliced from 34 exons. The record is from RefSeq and is a predicted model, not a curated record. Lineage: Eukaryota; Metazoa; Platyhelminthes; Trematoda; Opisthorchiida; Opisthorchiidae.
AUGAUCCGACGCACCCCUCGUAUUAGUCGCAUGGACUUCCAAAUACUCUGUGGGGCCUACGUCAGACCGCCUCCGGAGUACGCCAACCAAGGUGUCUACUCAAGAUGCACGGAAGAGGUCACCCUCAUUGAGCGUGUCCAGCGAGCUGCCACGAGAAUGGUUACGGGCCUCAAAUCCGUGGACUACGAAACGUGUUUCGCGAUGCUUGAUCUCUUUCCCCUGGAGUACCGUCGCCUCCGAGGGGACCUAAUUCUUAUUUAUGCCCUGUUUGAACAAAGCUUGGCAACUAGGUUUUUUUACCCAAACACCCGGCGGGGACAUAGUAAGAAAAAUUUCAAGCUCAGAGCACACACAUUCAUUAGACAAAAUUUUUCCUCAUUUCGGGUAGUAGCUGCGGUACCGGUUGGUACAUUGAUUUCCCUCAGUACCAAGUCUAAACGGGUCACCCCGUCUUCAUCUUUGCCUUCUGCUCAGAGCGGACUGUCCAAGAAACCAAGGACGGAUUUUUUAGAAGUUGAUGCUUCAGACUUUGUUGUCCGCACGGAGUUUGCCUUGAACUCCGGAAAUCUGACGUUAGCUGAAUCGUUGGUCCUUAGUGCACUUAACCAGUUGCGGACUGCAAGUGGACCGCUAUCGAGCGGUUCCACUGUGCAAACAUCUGGUACUGGAUUUCGCAUUAAUUCCGGAGCAUCCGGAUCUCGGCUGCUGACGACCUUUUCCCUGGGACUACUUGUACUCGCUCAGUCACAUCCCACGCUCUUCUCCCGCGUUGCCGUCCUGGAUCAACUCAUGCUGAUUCUGGCACUCACUCCACGAGAACUGGGAAUCUCGCUACCUCCAUCUGCAGUAGCAACGAUCGCUGCCCGCGUACGUGGGCUCCACGUUUUGGUAGCUAACCUCAUUUACCUGGCACUCGAGGGACAAGUGAAGUGGCCAUCGCACCUGAUCAAGGUGUAUUUAGAAGACAGUCUCACGGAUCGGGUAUGGGUUGAUCAGGACGAAUGUCGUCUGUUUGUGCUCAACAUUGAGACAGCCUUCCCACAAACCUACGGGGAUCCUCGUGGACUGUUCACCAUUCUCGCCAGUCCGGCCAAUGCCGGUAGUUCAGGUCAGGCCGGUCAAGCGUCAAGUGCCGUUCAUGCUGUCCUAGGUCUUUCCACUGUUGGUACGGGCACUUUACCUGUUACGUCAAAGUCGCAAGAUGAGAUUGCUGAUGCUGUCUCAACGGUAGUACGAUCUCAGCCGGUAUCACUUGCAAAGAUUAUUCAUGGAUCAGACCUGGCAUCGUCCGUCACACCACGCUUUGAGUCAUGUCGUCAGGCGGUUGAAGUGAUUAUUGUGAACACUCUUCGUGAUGCACUGAGUCGUCGUGGUGCUAGUGUGACUGUGCAACCUGCUACUUCAACUGCUGGUGCUGCUUUGAUGGGUGGUACUGUCAGCUGUUCCUCAACAGCGACAGCUAUUAGUUCAGGUGCUAGUACAGUUUCUGGAGAAGCCACUCUCUUACGUAGCCUGAUCCGUACAGUCGGCAUGGCUGUCGGACUUUCAGAGAUUCGUGGAAUGGUAACAACGCGACUUGAGCCAUGGCUAACCAAUCCCAAGGUUCAGUUGUUCAGUAUCGGGUUGGCUGCUCUGUUAGCUACCAACUGUCGGCUUGGUGGACUAUCACCACAUGACCUUGAUUUGAUGGUUUCAAUGCUCUUUCGAGUGCGAUACAGAUUGUUUAAACCUAAUAUGCAGCUGGCUUUUCUGGAGUGUUUCUGUCACAUUGUUAAAGCCGCUCCGACGAACCUGUACUGUUUGAUACAUCUCUGCGCUGCUGCUGAACUUCGCCCGAUCCCAUCCACAGAUUCAUUGGGUCAAAAGGGUACGCCAAACCAGUAUUUCACACAGGCAGUGCUCAACAUAGCGGAGAAUGUGCGCACGAUGUCACAAGGGAAUUUAAAUAGGGGAUCAUCAGAGAACACUCCACAGGGCCACCAGCAAUUGAAUUCGGCCACAAUGGCUGCCGUGGCUGCAGGAGCCGCAACGGCAGCGAGUCGAUCAUCCGGUUCCGUCCACUUUAUCUUAUCAUUUCUUCAUCAAAAUUUCGGUUUGCAGUGGGUUCGGGUGAUGGGUAAUCUUCUACAUGAUCGGCUGUUGUCCUCAGCCACAUCGUGCUUCGUGCCUCGUGACCAUUUAUCUCUAUCCAACGACCAGUUGAUCGAUCAGUUGAACAGUGAACUAUCUCCUUUGUACCACUUUCUACGUGAACUCUCUCGCAAUUGGCGCCUUAGUUCUUCAGAAUCUGUGCCGAACCCGAGUCUACCGGCUAUCUUUCAUUCGUCUACUGCACAUUCCUAUUUACCUUGCGCUGAGCUUGCCAAUGUCCUCAUGCAUGAUCGGGCCCAUCGAGGCACUACAACUGCUGCAGCUGCGGCCAACACCAUUGUGACGUCACUGCUGAACUCACCACCAGAUAAGACGUCUUCUGGUGGGCACAUCGCCUCCUUCCAGUUCUACCUUAACGGGCUGGUUUCCUUGAUCGCUGCGCUACAGAUGCUUUCUGCUAGUCGGCCGUACUUAACUAACAACAGCCAGAGCAGCCGACGAGCAAGCAAUUAUAAUGAAGCCAUGAAAGCACACCAAACAACCCUGCGCCAAAUUCGUUUGGGAUUCGUCCGGUGGAUCAAAACGAUUCUACCUCUGAUUAUCAAUGCUGCCGUACAAACAGUAUCUGACGGAAUGAACCCGGAAGGCAGCGGUAACAUGGAUUCAGCUGUGGUCACCUGCUUCACCUUGCUCAAACCAGCCACACUGAUUCGUCGGGCGCUGCUACUCGAAUCAGUGACGCCCGUAACGAAGGCAAAGUCUGACUACGAACUUGCCCCAGAAUAUCCAGUCCGCUCUAUUUGGUUGGGGGAACAGGAGCAAAUCUCUCUUCAAACUCCACUUGUUACCGAUGUGUGUUUGCCCGAGAAAUUAUGUCAUCAGCUCCUCAUACUGGGGCUGGAGCCGACUUGGCAGCUGCUUAGUUCCGUUGACGCAGUAGAGAUGGUAUGCGAGUUGGUUUGGCGGGCUGCCUCCUUAGCUCGUGAUUCCGGUAUGGAUACAAUCAGCGUGGUCAAAGCUGAACAGUUGAUCGAUCUGAUGUACGCAAGCUGUACCUACGUUUGCGAGCAGCAACUCCCUGCGGAACUGGCGGAACUCGCCUACGCUUCGGUCUAUUGGCAUGUCUCCACCACGACAGUUGUCUUGGCGGCGCAUUGUAUACAAACCUGUGGUUUCCAUCUGUGGUCAAACUACCCAACUAUCCGACGACUAAUGGAAAUGGUGAUCACGGGAGAGUUCACCAGCUCCACACGAUCUGUCAGUGCUGCGUGGGAUGCGAGUGUGCGUGAAACCGAGCGCUUGAACGCUGAACUGGAACUACAGUUGAUAAUACGAUUAGAAACAAUGUUGUUAAAUCCUCCGGAUAACGCCGGUAACGCUCCUUUCACACCGGUCGUUGUCACGCCGGACACAUCCAAACUCGUGGGUCGACUAGUGCAUAACAAUCCCCGCGGGCCUUGUCGUCUACCGCCUCCUGAUGUGCUGGAGAAUUUUCAAUUUUUGGCUGGAAAACUUGAACUUAGCCGGCGACUUUGGCGAUGCCGGCACCCAGAUUUUCUGCUCGAAUUACUCCGCAAUCAAUCACUGACCUGUGUUUCUGCGCAACCCUGGCUCAUGCGAUUGGUGGAAUCGAGUGGACCUGAAUUCGAACUGCUUCCCGUUCAGUGUCUUUGUGAAUAUCUGCUGUACGAUACUCUUAGAAAUCUAGAUAUCGUGCAGGAAGAGUUCAUUCCUUUGUUGGUGGAUGAAUCCGGACAUCCAGAUCGAUUCGAGUCAUCAGGGCGCAACACUGUUGGUUCUAACGCCAUUCGCAAUCAGUCUCAGCGUAAUAUGCAGCUUAUUUGCAGACUUCGCGAAGAGAUCCGUACCUUCGCCAACGUGUCUACCUCAGAUGCUCUGGUCCACUGCUUUUUUACUCGCCUCAGUGAUCUACGGUACAGGGUUCGCUGGGCAGUUCGACAAUGUCUUCAUCGGCUUACUGGACCAACGUCUCAGAGUCAAACCUCACAGCCUCAGCAUCCUGUUUGUUCGUGGCUACAGGUCCUCCAGUGUUUGAAGACUCUUCCAGUUUUUCGCAACGAUCUGAAUAUAGAAAUCCCUGGACGUGAUAACUCAGUGGAGGCUUUCCAGCAUUUCCUAUCUGCUAUUUUGGCAUCACUUUUGGUUGAGACUGAUUUAGACAUUGUUACAGCCUACCUAAUCUUCCUCAGUCAACUAACGAAUGACACUGGAUUUAUCUCUUGGCGCCCAGUCAUUACUGGCCUGACCAGUUUCGUCCUCAGACGACCAACCAUUUUAUCCGCGCUGUUGCACCGUCAGUCCAAAAUUACCGUCGAUUCAUCAUCUUCGAUCCUCACAGCUUAUGCCGGGUUUGAGUCCUUGGCGGAUGUGUUUGUUCGGUAUUUAGAAUACAACUGUACGGCAGCUGAAGCUAUUCCUGUUGAUGAGAACAAGAGUGUAUUCGUGACAUGGUCUCCGGAGCGUCAAUGUCCGUUAGAGUUUGACUGUAUUCAAGCCCAGUUGGUCCUUUUGACCCACAUUGACUCCGAAUUACCAGCUGAGAAGUCUUCUGACAUGAAAGAUUUGUUCGAUGAAGAUGUUACAGUGGACCGCGUAUCCACUGCUUCUUGGUUUCGACUUCAAAAUGCUUGGUUUUUACCCGAUCCUGAGAAACCAGGUGCAUAUCGUCUGCCACAACUCUCACCGCUCGUGUUUCCAAUGCCCCUGUACACUGGAACCGACUUAGAUAUCACGACAUGUCACCUUAGUUUUCAAUGCCAGGUGGGUCAUACAGGAUCUCCAGUCCCACAUCUUUCCACAGAACUACGUUGUCGUCUUAUUCAAACCAACCAAGUGCCUCUCGUGUCAGCAGCGCUUCGGUUUGUGGACGAUGACCAACUGCUGGAAGUAACUCGGAUUCUCCCCGUGUUUGUUCUGCAUCCCAGUACGAUGUCUUUACUGGUUGCUGAAAUUCAGAGUCGGCUAGACGAGGCCAGCGGACCACACCGAGAGGAAAUGCUGAAUUAUGUCCAACAACUGGUGACCAUAAGUAAUCGCCAGUCAAAUAAGAUGGACGUUGAUGAAACCCGUGGUUUUUCGACUUCUACUUGUCAAACCGAGCAUACUGAUUUGUUUGGUGUCCGUCCAACACUUGCUGCCGAUCCGGAUAUCCUCUCAACUAUGAAGUUCCCUGCAGGUCGUUGCUGGUCUCAUCUUAUAUCGGCGUUAGAACUGCUGGAAGAUUCACAACAGUUCACGCUUCUUUGCCAGCUCAUGGUCACUAUUUCCACUGAAUCAAAUACUCGUGAGAUUUGGCUUGAAAAUCUCUACCAGGUAAAUGAGAAUCUUCGGUUUUUCCACGCCCUUGCUUCCGAUCCGGAUUUGAUCGACAUUAUUCGUCCUUUGGUUACCCUCUGCAUCACUGCUGAACCAGAACCCAAAUCUCUAGGUAUGAAAAUUGCGCACAAUCUGGAGGAGCUACUGGACCCUACAAAGCUCACAGUCGACUUGCGGCAAGUGUUAUCACGGAUGUUCCAAAGCUUCCGAUCAGCCGGUUCCCUUCCAGAUACCCCCACGAAAUCCCUUUCGCCUCCUGUGUUAACUUGUGGUGGGGUUACCACCAAGCCCUCGGCAGAUUGUUUACGGAUUCUGUUCUCCGAAGCGUCUACCGUGGAUUCCGUUUGCCUCUUCGGCUUGUCCGAGUUACCAGCUGUCUCAACCGCUUCUGACUCGUCACUUCAACAAGAAAUAGCACAUGUGCCAGUUCACGUGGAACAAUUUGUUUUCAAAUCUCUUCCUGGACUGGUAGAGCAGCAUAAUCUCAACUGUGGGGACUAUGUGUUAACGGAACUGCUCAACCAGGCCAACCCGGAUCUUCUGCGGCAAUGCUUUUAUCGCCUGUUGCAACACGAAGAUAUUAAUUCUGCCAAUUCAACACGGUUGUUGAAUUUCAUCCAGGCUGCACUCACUUUGCCACGGGUCUCAUUCUCCGUCCCACGCUCAGAAGCACGGGGUCGUCCCGAUACGGCCACUGCCUUGGCUGAAUUGGCCCAGCUUACUUGGUCUGAAGCGCUGUGCCUGGUGUCCCAUGUACUAAAUGAGUGUAGAAAUCUCUGUGAAACCACAGUUCAUGAGCUCGAUCUUUUGCUGUCAAAAAGGACCCCUUUAUUGGAUUUGGCAAUCACUCGAUGGUCCAAAGAAUGUUUUCUCUACCUGGAAUACAACGCCGACUUUCUCACUAUUGAGGACAUUCAAAACCAACUACCAUAUCUCCAACCGGAAUCCAUUCAUCUGUUCUCCAAACUAAAGGAUGGAAAUGCGCACAUAGGACAAAGUCUGGUGCGGAUAAGCCAACGUCUUAUGCUUUACCUUUACAUGCGUUGGCCGGGUUCUAUCCAGCAAUUAACUUCAGCUGGUGCCAGACGUUUGGUCUCGUUUCCUGCUACGGAAGUGACUUCUGAUUCCGAUCGGCUUCUGAAUAGACCAGAGAUCGAUCGCCUUGGACCCUUGAUCCUGGUGGGAAUGACGUCCACAAACUCCCAAGUUCGUGAGACCGCCCGGUUGGCUAGCAAAUCACUCGUAAUCUAUCACCCGCGUGCCUUCCUUUCUCUGCUGCCUAUUCUAUCCACGCUCAGCGACGGACUUGUGGAAAGAAAUCGAACGCAGUUCUCAUCCAAGGGAUCGCACUUACUUUUCAGCAGUAUUUUACAUCUUUUAGAGUUACUGGCCACCACCACUGCGGUGGGUGAGACGUCUGACCCGGAGCUCCUGACUAACAGAAAUGCCAACUUUAGCAGCAUCGACCGUGUGUUUGUCAACCUCAUUGGUGUCCUGACGCGAUCUCAUGGGACGAGUCGGAAAUCUGGUAGCCUUGCUGUCAGAUUGAUUCGGUUGUUGCAACACUAUGGAAGAUUAGCCCCGUGGAUUCGAAAACUUCCCAGACCGGAUAGUGGUCGGCCCACCGAACAGUCGGGAUUCCGCGUUGCACUUGACUUCCUUGGCCCCAGGGUAGAAGAUGCUGGUUGCCUGUUGGACAUAUUGGGUUGUCAACCAUUUGUUCAUGGGUCGAAGCUAUCGGGAUCUUCCCCAGACCAUUUUUCCAAGGAGCGCUGGGCGCUUGAUACCAUGUUAUGUAGCAUCCAUCCUGAUAUCCCACAACUACUGGAAGACCUGGACGAUGCUUCAAAGCGGUGUACUGAAGUUUUACUUCAAUACAAGUUGGAGCUCACGCGUCUGCUCUCUCAUUCCAAUGAGAAUGUCUCUACAACUGCCGUGAAGUUACUCCUGCGGUUGCUCAGUCACUAUCCGCACUUGUCGGCGGAGAUUGUCCAGUCCUUUUUUAUGCCCCUUUUAUCCAACAAAAUUAACCCCAGUGACUCACUCAUCUCUACAUUGUUGCCUGCACUUCCGGACCUCUGCAUUCUUGCUGCUCCGUUCGCUCCAAAAUUAAUGCAUGUCUACGCAGAACGAAUACUGUUUGGUUCAGUGACUGACAGCACUCUUCGCAGUAUCAGCACUGUAGAAGACUGCGUGCGCCGACUUACUCUUGACGGUUUGGACGAUGCUGGAAUUGAACACGCUGCCUCGGCCUUGAUUUCUCGGAGUCACCUGAUCCGUGGAAACUAAAUGGACCUAUCUCUUCCUUAAUUCAUCAGCGAAACCCCGCUUCAGUAGAUCAUUUUCCUACAAGCCUGGUUGUAUAUGGUUUUGUAAAUAUAAUGGCCUUCCAUGUGACGAUCACUGUAAUAAACUCUUC